AUGCGUUUCCACACUUCAGCCUUCUCCCUGCUUACUGUCGGGGCAAUCCAAAGCGCAUCAGCCUUGGACGCAGCAGGAUGGCGAAACCAAAGCAUCUACCAGAUUCUUACCGACCGUUAUGCUACAAGUGACGGCUCGUCUCCGGCAUGUGACACGGCACCGGGCUUGUACUGUGGUGGCACAUGGAAGGGAAUCACCAAGAACCUGGACUACAUUCAGAACCUGGGUGCCACUGCCAUCUGGAUCUCACCCGUUGUCAAAAAUGUCGAAGGAAACAUCAACGGGGCUGGAGAGGGCUACCACGGCUUCUGGACUCAGGAUAUCUAUUCAAUCAACGAACGAUUCGGCACUGAGGAUGAUCUGAAGGAGCUUUCCGCAGCCCUUCACGCCCGCGGCAUGUACUUGAUGGUCGACAUCGCCCCUAAUCACGUCGGUCUCAACGAUGACCCCGGCAACUACACCAAGUAUAUUCCCUUCGACAAGCCAGAGUACUACCACAAGGAGUGUCCUAUCAACUGGAACAACCGUAUCUCCGAGCAGCUUUGCUGGCUUGAGGGUCUGCCUGACCUGCGCACUGAGGAUGACUACGUCCGAAAGGUGUAUGCCGCUUGGAUCAAGGACCUGGUAACUAAGUACUCAAUCGACGGCCUUCGCGUUGACACUGCCCUUGAGAUCGAGCCGGAGUUUUUCACUGAGGGCGGUUUCAGAGAUGCUGCCGGCGUCUUCCUCCUCGGUGAAAUCAGUCACACGGGCCUUGAUGUUCUGGCGCCCUACCAGCAAGUCAUGGAUGGGUUCAUGGACUACAGCAGCUACCACUUGCUCGCCAAUGCGUUCAAGAAAGUUGAUGCUAGUCUCGAAUCAGUGUACAAAGGUGCGAACGAGAUGGCUAACAAGGCCAGCAUCGACCCGUCCCUCCUAGGCUCUUUCGCCGAAAACCAUGACCAAGUUCGCUUCCCUUAUUCGAACAAGGACAUUGCAUUGGCCAAGAAUCUGUAUGCCCUCAGCAUGCUUCGAGACGGUAUCCCAAUUGUCUACUACGGUCAGGAGCAGCACUACGCUGGUGGCGCUACACCCAACCAACGCGAGGCACUCUGGCUUAGCGGUUACGACAUCCACUCGGAGCUGUACGGCUGGAUUCAGCAGACGAACAAGAUUCGGGUCCACGCCGCCGAGGCUAACCCCAACUUCUUGGCCAAGGACCGGACGCAGGCAGUGUUCUCCUACGGCAGCAGGGACAGCAGCCGCGUUAUUGCCUUCCGCAAGGGCCAGCUUUUCUCCAUGUAUACCAACGGCGGUGUUGGCGCCACCAACAACGUAAUGUUCGCCAUUGCCCGCAACGUUCACGGCUACGCCAUCGGCGAAGACCUUGUUGAUGUGUUGAACUGCGAGUCUUUCCAGGUUGCAUCUCAUGGACGCCUUUGGGUGCAAAUGCCCGCUGGAGGCCUACCUCGAGUAUUUUUGCCCAAGAGCCAGACCGAAGGUCUUUGCAACGACAUCAAGGCGCCUUUGUCAAGUGCUACCAUCAAGGUUGGCGUUGACAAAAACACAGGAUAUAGCAAACGAUCCUUGCCGUUUGUGACGACGCUGCUGUAA
Colletotrichum truncatum is the source of this 1593-nucleotide messenger RNA. RefSeq names its product Alpha-amylase. Gene Ontology annotation, biological process: carbohydrate catabolic process. Lineage: Eukaryota; Fungi; Ascomycota; Sordariomycetes; Glomerellales; Glomerellaceae. The record is from RefSeq and is a predicted model, not a curated record. Gene Ontology annotation, molecular function: calcium ion binding; alpha-amylase activity.